CGGUCCUCCGGCGUCCGGGGGAGGCGGGCGCGCGCGCCGGAAGUGAGUGCGGCGGGCCGGAAGUGCGAGCGGAGUCCCGGGCCGAGAUGAAGCCCGCGGUGGACGAGAUGUUCCCGGAGGGCGCCGGGCCCUAUGUGGACCUGGACGAGGCCGGAGGCAGCACUGGACUCCUGAUGGACCUGGCAGCCAAUGAAAAGGCGGUGCACGCGGACUUCUUCAAUGAUUUUGAAGAUCUCUUCGAUGAUGAUGACGUCCAGUGAGGCUGUCUGCUGUAUCGUGGCCACGCCCCCACGGCGAUACAUGGCAAGUGGGGCUCGGGGCAGGGUCAGGCGGAUUCAGAGACCUCUGGAGAACGCUGGAAGUUAGGAGCGGAUCGGCUGACCCCCUGGACCGGCCAGUCACGUCUGCGGGAACUAGCCUGUCCUUGUCUCAAUUAAAAGAAAGCGGCGCCCUCACAUGGGGGGUGAUUCUA
Molecule: messenger RNA, 472 nt
Organism: Perognathus longimembris pacificus (Pacific pocket mouse)
Lineage: Eukaryota; Metazoa; Chordata; Mammalia; Rodentia; Heteromyidae
Gene: Cops9
Product: COP9 signalosome subunit 9
Exons: 3
Coding region: 87-260 (57 amino acids)
Biological process (GO): negative regulation of protein neddylation
Source: RefSeq, a predicted model, not a curated record